Molecule: messenger RNA, 1501 nt
Organism: Hydra vulgaris (swiftwater hydra)
Lineage: Eukaryota; Metazoa; Cnidaria; Hydrozoa; Anthoathecata; Hydridae
Product: RNA-binding region-containing protein 3
Biological process (GO): mRNA splicing, via spliceosome
Cellular component (GO): U12-type spliceosomal complex
Molecular function (GO): U12 snRNA binding; pre-mRNA intronic binding
Source: RefSeq, a predicted model, not a curated record
GGUUUCCUGGGAACGAAACUAUAGCGUAAAUUCUUAUAAUCAUGUGCUUAGCUAUUUAUCAAUUUUAACUAAUUACCCCUUAUAGUUUAACUUCAAAACAAUUUAAAACAAUUUUAUUAUUGUCUGAAAGAAAAUGGGUUCAAGGUUAAUAAUUAAAAAUUUUCCUAAUGAAUUUUCUGAUAACGAUAAAAAACAAUUUCUCCUUUUGUUUGGUGCUGAAGAGAUUGUUUGCAUGUCUCAAUUUGGAAAAAUGAAGAACAGUUGCUUUGCAUCGUUUCAAAAUCCAUUUUUAGCAAAACAAGCUCUUGAAUCUUUACAUCAAUUUGAACUUCUAAGUCAAAAGUUGGUUGCUGAGUAUGCUAAACCACAUCUUACUAAAAUAGCAAAUAAGCUACAAAGUAAGAUAAUUUUAGACUAUACAGAUAAGAAAGAUAAAUCGGAAACUGAAAUCCAAGUAAUAGAGGAGGAGGAACAAAAUGCUGGUAUUUGUCCAAAACUUGGUAUAACCCAUGAAUUUCCUAAGCAUUUAAGUUAUCAAUAUCCAGAACCUAAUGUUAUGAUUUUGACAAAUAUUGCAAACGCUUUAGCCACAAUACCUAAGUUUUAUAAUCAAGUAUUACAUUUAAUGAAUAAAAUGAAUCUUCCUCCCCCAUUUUCAGGACCUACUUUAGCACCUCCAAUACCUGGCGAUUCCAUACAGCUUCAAGAUGUUUGUGUUGAUACAAGCGAUUUACAUAGUUUUCUUUCUAGUGGUGAAUCUGAAUUAGAAAGUGACUCAGAAAAUGCAACUAAACCAGCAAUAUAUCAGGUUAAUCAAGUUGGUAGCGGUCCAUUACGUAAACGCAAGAAAUUAAAAGCCCUUCCUUCUGUUGAACAAGAAAAGUUUAACAUCUUAAAAAGUAAGGCUCCUGAAUCUAUUGAAAAUACAUUUGAACUAACAUCCACAACAAAACGAUUUGAGUUUAAACUUGCAGCAAGUAUUCAAGAGGUUGUUGAAGGCAGAAAACAACCACAAGUAAGCUAUAAUGUAUUUGAUGAGCGUGGUGAAUUCGGAAAGUUGCAACCUUUAACAAAAAUUGACUCUGAUGAAAGUUCUGAAGAAGAAAAAAGUAAACAAAAAUCAUAUAUUUCUUCUUCUCAAUUAAAAGAAAAUCGAAUUUCUGCUGAAGAAAUUCUUGCUAUGACUCAAUUUAAAAAGUAUACAUGUGGUGAACGAACAAAUAGACUAUAUAUAAAAAAUCUUUCAAAGCAAGUACAGACUGAUGAUUUACUGUUUAUAUUUAAUCGAUUUAUUCGUCAUUGCUCUGAAGAAGAAAAAGCUUUAUUAGAUAUUAGAUUAAUGCAAGAAGGAAGAAUGAAAGGACAAGCUUUUGUCACUUUUCCUAACGAAACAAUAGCAGAAAAAUCUCUGAAACAAACACAUGGUUACAUUUUACUAGGUAAACCAAUGGUAGUUCAGUUUGGUAAAGCAAAAGAUCAAUAAUAUAUAUAUAUAUAUAUA